AUGGGUCGUGAAUAUGCUGUUAUUGCUUCUGCAGGGCCUACUGAUGUGGAACGUCCAGCAGGAGAAGAUUUGUCUGAAGAGUUCUACGAAGUCGAAAGAAUUGUUGAUCAUGAGAACACCAAAGAGGGAUUGUUCUACUUAGUGCGCUGGAAAGGAUUCACUGAGGCUGAUGAUUCCUGGGAACCAGCUGAGAACUUGUCACUUGCAACAAAGGCCAUCUUUGACUACGAGACUUCGAGGAAAAUAACCCCAAAGCGUGUGCGUUAUUGCCACGACGAUCUCUGGCUUAGGUUUUACUUUCUCCUCGUUCAAGACUAA
Molecule: messenger RNA, 318 nt
Organism: Angiostrongylus costaricensis
Lineage: Eukaryota; Metazoa; Nematoda; Chromadorea; Rhabditida; Metastrongylidae
Source: the annotation of a GenBank genome assembly